This is a messenger RNA of Linum trigynum, 3199 nucleotides long. NCBI's taxonomy places the organism in Eukaryota, Viridiplantae, Streptophyta, Magnoliopsida, Malpighiales, Linaceae. The record is from the annotation of a GenBank genome assembly.
AGCUAAAUAGUCAAAGGGUGUAACGAGGAUACGACAUCAUGCUAUUUGUAGAGGCUUGUCACUACCAUUUCGAACAUCUCUAUCAAAUAGGGGCUCGACUAGAAAGGGGGUUGAGUUAGCCUAAUUACUGUAUCAAAAUUCUCAAGUUUCUCACAGAAUCCUCAUGAUUAGAAGGUUGGGGAAGCUGAAUGAUCCUAUUUGAUGAACUCGUUGGUGCUCAAAAUCAAAAGCUUCAAAAUGACACCAUGUAGGGGAAAUUACAAAGUCAAGUAAGUCCCACACAAAAAAGAGCAAAAGCAAAAAACAAAAAAGGCAACGAAAAAUAAAAAUAAAAAAGGAAGACAGAAAAAGCUCGUGGGACUUACACGUUAGAUACCCCUGCAAUAGCACUUGAAGUCAUAAAACUAGUCACGAGUGAAAGUUAUUGACUACCUUUCUAAAAUGCCAAAAGGAUGAUUUUGAGUCUAGCGUCAACGUGGUCACAAAAGCGAUGUAGAUUCAUUCUCUCAGCCAACUUGUCUACACACUCCUGCGAGGGCUAGUCAUCAAAUUAAUCACCUAUCCAAAUGAAGAGUAUUCGUUUGCCAAACCUGAAGAAAUGACACAAGUAAACUCAAAUAAGAUGGGGCACCCAAGAGAAGAAUGUCUGCCUGAUAUGAAAUCCACUCCAUGAUCAUCCUCAUUUUCCAUCACUUGAACUCUCCCUUUCAAGAUAAACAAAAACCACCAUUAUAAUAAUACUUCAGCAGCCAUGCCUGCACCACAGAAGGGUUUUCCACAUUCAUUAUUUUGAUAACCAAUGAGAAGUCAAAGUGUGUAUCAUACCAAGACCUUCAUCAUCCAGCCUUUCAAGGUAAAAAAAAGGACCCGACAAGUGACAAGAUUUCCAGGAUCAAAUUUCUACUCAAAUUACCUAGUCGAGCUUAUCCCUCAAAAUCAAGAUUUCAAGACAAGGGGGCAACCUAAGCCAAAAUAUACCCGCAAAGAUACCCAAGACGAGCCAGCAUUCUCGGAAAAAAUGAGAGCUCCACAACAAAGAUUUCAUUUACCCAUCAAUCAGCCUCAUACUUUGGGGACAAGCCAAAAAUUCCUCAUCAAUGGACUUUUCGCCAAGAAAUUAUCUCGCCUAUCCAUCAAUCAGUCUCAUACUUUGAGGAAAGCCAAACAUCCCUCCACAAGGAACUUCUCACGACAAGAAAAGACGAUCCCCAUUAUAUAUCAACCAGAUUCAUACCUUGGGGGCAAGCCAAAAAUCCUCAAAAUGAAGCUGCCUAUGACUAAGGCCAUAUCAUAGGAUCUUCCUUUACCAACCUCUCAUUUGCGACAAGCAUAAUUUCCAUACCAUGAGAACUCUUACAGUUGGAGUCGUACCAAACCGAGCUUCUUUCAGGAAAGUUCAAGAACUUUUACCACGAGAACAUACAAAGAUCACUCGAACUCUCCAUGAUCAACAAACCUAUACCUCAGGCAUACUUUUCCCCUCAACAUGGUGACAAGAAUCUUGAUAGUAGCUGAAGUAUCGUAAACUCGAAGCACCCAUAGGAUUGAGUGAGACUGAAACUGAGAGUGAGAAUGAGAGGGCUUAUGAAUAUUCUCAUGGCUUGGCUUAUGGAAAAAAAGUUUUUAAACAAUGUGGCAAUAACCACACAAGAAAUCUUUUUCUCAUGUUGCACACACUUCCCUCAAGCGAGGCUUUGAUUUCUAAAAUCAGGUUCUCAUCAUACUUCCUCAAAUGAGAAUUUCCAAACUUUGUUGCAUUCAUCCUAAGUCAAGAUUGGUAAAAGUCACAUUUUGUUCCGAAAAGAGGAAAACAAUUAACAUAUCUAUGGGGCAAGGUGAGAAGACCCUGAGUAGAAGCAGUUCAAAUACCCAUGAAGGGGUUCUCCAAGUCCAUUAACUCAUGAGUAAUUGGGGAAUCUCAGAUAUUCUGAAUCAUUCCAUUCAAGCUACCCAACCUGUCAAUCAAACUAUCCUUCAACUAUUUUUUUUUACCGCAUACCUCUUGGUGAAAUCAAUCAAGCAUGUCUAGAGACCGACAUCAACAAGACAAUACCCCGAGAUGAAAAAUUCCUCUUAGCCAAGCAUGACAUGCUUGCAUAGCAAGAAUAUCAAUCAAACUAAAAGAGCACGUUAUCAUAGGCCACCAUGCUACAAAUGCCUCUUACAAAAUCAACCUACCAAUAAGAAGAUCAUUUGGCAAACACAUAAGCCACUCAAACACCAGUUUCCAAGGUGGAGAAAGCAGAUGACCAACCUUUCAUCAAGUUCACAGAAAUGUCAUACUUUGGGCUCAAUGAGCGGAUAAAGAGGAUAAACUAGAUGGCAAGCCCAGUACCUCGAGAUGCUGACGUACGUCAAAGGAAGAAUGUACCCACAACAACCAGGCUACUCCAAUGCGUGUACAACUAAAGUUCAUGUUUACUAAAGGGAAAUGAGUUUCCUUGUGGAUGAUUGAUUUAAGAGAAUCCUCGACAUACAAUACAUAAAAGACGAGGAGCCAUCAUAAUCUUUCAUCUGCAUACCCUUCAAGACAUCAUCAAACGGGCAACAUUUUAUUUGAAUGCACUUCAUAUCAUAUCAUUCAUUAAAAUAACUAGUUUCAAGGAAUGUACAACCAUCAUAUAUAUCAAUCAGGCAUACCCUCUCAACAUCAUAUCUCAUGACAUUACAUCAUGACAUGUCAUAAUCAUACUCAUCCUACGAUUUCCCACUCAUUACCAACGUCACCAUGCAUUGAUUGUCUAGCCUGUCAUAUCCCGGACGAUCCCAGAGCUUUGCCAUCAAUAAAUGUUCAGCAUGUCAUACCCCGAACAACUUGAGUGCAUUAUUAUAAAAAAAUGUCUAGCAUGUCAUAUCCCGGACAACCCCAUAAGCUAUGCCAUCAAUAAAUGUUUAGCAUGUCAUACCCCAAACAAUUUGAUUGCAUUGUCUAUUCAAAUGUCUAGCGUGUCAUAUCCAAGACAAUCCCAUAGUUAUGCCAUCAAUAAAUGUUUAGCAUGUCAUACCCCGAACAAUUUGAUUGUAUUGUCUAUUAAAAUGUCUAGCAUAUCAUAUCAUGGACAACCCUAUAGCAUCGCCAUCAAUAAUUGUUUGUCAUGUCAUACCCUGAACAAUUUGAUCGCAUUGUCUAACAAAUGUCUAGCAUGUUAUAUCCAGGAAAACCCUAUCAUACUGCCAUUAAUAAAUGUUCAACCCGAAA